Messenger RNA from Ilex paraguariensis (yerba mate), 865 nucleotides. NCBI's taxonomy places the organism in Eukaryota, Viridiplantae, Streptophyta, Magnoliopsida, Aquifoliales, Aquifoliaceae. The record is from the annotation of a GenBank genome assembly.
UGGAGCCAUGCUUGCCAAAUGGCAACUCCUAAAUGAAAGCCUUUUAGAUAUAGUGCAAUUAUCUUCUUCAUAGAGCACUUUCAGCCUUUCAGGCAAUUCAGGCAAAUGACAUCGAAAAUCAAAAAACUGAUAGGAAGAACCAGAGAGCUCUGAAAUGAGCUACUCAUUGAGCUUCCACAUCCCCAAGGCUUUACCUUCUCUCUCCCCUUCCCAAUCCAGAAUUGCUUCUCUGCACAUUUCCUCUAAACUAAAACAGCCCCACAAUUCCAACCCAAAGAAGACAGAAAUAACCAUCAGCUUGAAUCCGAUUGACAACUUCAUUUCUAAACAAUCCAUUUUAGCAAUUCAAGCUGGAGCACUUUUGGGCACUGUUGUAGAGCCAGCUAUUUCUGUUACUGGUGUGAAUAAUGAAGAAGAUUUCACAUGGGUUUUGAUUCAACUAGCCAUUUCAGCCUUCUUUUACUUUCUCGUCGUGCCGCCCUUCAUCAUGAACUGGCUCAGGAUCAGAUGGUACAAGAGGAAUCUACUGGAGAUGUAUUUGCAGUUCAUGUGUGUCUUUAUUUUCUUUCCAGGUGUGUUGCUUUGGGCACCAUUUCUUAACUUCAGAAAAUUCCCAAGAGAUCCAUCGAUGAAAUAUCCAUGGUCCACACCAGAAGAUCCUUCCCAAGUUAGAGGUGGAUUCCUCAAGUAUCCAUGGGCUCAAACCGAAGAUUAUGAAUAACCCACCUCACUCACAUACCUUGUGUUUAGAUUAUUGCACUACUACUACUGAAACCCUCUGGCUUUUAUGUAUCAUAUGAACAGCUUAGUAUAAUUUUCUUUUGUGUAACGCUUGAUCUUCCCAUGGCUCCCCCCCCCCCCCCAA